GGCUAGGUAAAGAUUGCCUUCUCAGUUACUCAUGCAAGAACGAUUACUUUUGUAAACAAUCUGCAAGCGUUGACAAAAUUGGCCCGGCUUAAAAACCUGAGAUUAAAAACCAUUUCGAGUAAUUAGCAAAUAACAAUGUAUUCGCUUCUCCACAAAGAAGAAUCUGCACACGAGGAGAGCAUUUGGGCCUGCUCAUGGGGUCGCAUCAAGCAGAACCCCGACUCGGAGGAUCACGACAAAGAUGAGGAUGCGGAAAAUUCGAACGAUUCCUUCAACCUCAAGCAAUCGGCGGAAUAUCGGGACUUUGUUGUGACUAGCGGUUUGGACGACCGGGUAAAAGUGUGGGAUGUAACGGCGAACAAUCAGCUGAAGCUACGAAACACCUUCACCGGACACUCCCUGGGUGUUGUUUCCGUGGAUGUUAGCUCGAGUGGAGAAGUGAUUGCCAGCAGCUCCCUAGAUUCUGGCUUGUGUAUUUGGAAGGCUCAAACUGGUCAACUUCUGAAUCAAAUUGCUCUUGGACCAGUUGACCUGUGGACGGUCGCAUUCUCACCCUGCGAUAAGUACAUUAUAUCCGGUUCACAUGAAGGUAAAAUUUCGCUGUACAAUGUGGAGACCGGAAAACCGGAACAGGUGUUGGACCCCCAGAACGGAAAGUUUACCCUUAGCAUCGCUUACAGUCCUGAUGGCAAAUACAUAGCAAGUGGUGCAAUCGACGGUAUUAUCAACAUAUUCGACGUGGCGGCCGGGAAAGUAGCCCAAACACUGGAAGGUCACGCCAUGUCGGUAAGAAGUCUGUGUUUUUCGCCUGAUUCGCAAAUGUUGCUGACCGCUUCGGAUGACGGACAUAUGAAGUUGUACGACGUCGCCCACUCGGAUGUUGUCGGAACGCUAUCCGGCCAUUCGUCGUGGGUGCUGGCUGUAUCAUUUUCCGGUGAUGGAAAAAGCUUCGCAUCAUCUUCUAGCGAUAAAACGGUCAAGUUGUGGAAUGUAGCAGAGCGCCAAUGUUUGCACACAUUCAACGAUCAUACGGAUCAGGUUUGGGGUGUCAAGUAUAGCCCCGAUAGCUCUAAAGUGGUGUCUGUUUCGGAAGAUAAAUCUGUAAAUUUAUACGAUUGCCCUCCGAAUAUAAUUUAAUUGCUCUAUUGAGAAUAAA
Molecule: messenger RNA, 1156 nt
Organism: Wyeomyia smithii (pitcher-plant mosquito)
Lineage: Eukaryota; Metazoa; Arthropoda; Insecta; Diptera; Culicidae
Product: SKI8 subunit of superkiller complex protein
Exons: 4
Coding region: 136-1137 (333 amino acids)
Cellular component (GO): Cdc73/Paf1 complex
Molecular function (GO): protein binding
Source: RefSeq, a predicted model, not a curated record